Molecule: messenger RNA, 780 nt
Organism: Dalotia coriaria
Lineage: Eukaryota; Metazoa; Arthropoda; Insecta; Coleoptera; Staphylinidae
Product: trypsin-7-like
Exons: 2
Coding region: 141-635 (164 amino acids)
Biological process (GO): proteolysis
Molecular function (GO): serine-type endopeptidase activity
Source: RefSeq, a predicted model, not a curated record
UGGGGAGCCAUAUUUGCGGUUGUUCAAUAGUCACAUCAACAUAUGCGGUUACAGCCGCGCAUUGCACGACCACAUUUAAGGUUCUUAAGGUUCGGUAUGGAAGUUCAACACAUGCUUCUGGAGGUCUUAUAUCGAACGUAAUGUGCACUCGUGAGCAUCCAUUGCACAAUCCAAUAACCAACGAUUACGACAUUGCGGUGGUGAAAAUCAUGGGCAACUUCUUUGAUUCCCCCGUUGUUAGACCGAUUCCACUCUGUGCAUUUGAUAGCGUACCUGGGACAGUUGCCUUUAUUAUAGGUUGGGGUGUACUAACCGAAGGGGGAAGUGUUCCGACAAAUUUGCAAGUUGCUCAGGUGCCGGUGAUUACUAAUGAAGAAUGUCAGGCUGAAUAUGGGCAAAAUGCUAUUACAAUCCGAAUGCUUUGCGCUGGAUAUAGACAAGGAGGUGUCGAUUCCUGCCAAGGAGAUUCUGGAGGCCCUCUAGCUGUUAAUGGUCAGCUGUGUGGUGUUGUUUCCUGGGGAGAUGGCUGUGCAAAGCCUGAUAGAGCUGGUGUUUACGGAAACAUGACCAAUCAGGAGAUGAAAGACUUUGUGACUAAAACUGUCACUGGUAUUGUUCCUUGCUCAGGCGUUUAGUUAACACAGAAACAGUACCUUUAAGUAUUUAGAAUUUAGAAGCACAACGCACCUUUAGAUAUUAUUUAAUAUUGUUUUAUUUGUUGUUUGUUCGAUUUAAUUAUUGAUUUAUUUGUGGCCAUAAUAAUAAAAACUUAAAUAUCAA